UUUUCAAGUGUUCCUUCUUCCUCCUCUCCUUUUUAGGGUUUAUGCAUAGAGGACGGAUUUUCAAGCCGAUUCUUUCUAAUUAAUCUGUUUCCAUCCGUUAUCAUUAGCGAUUCCAGAUAAAAUAUCUGAGAUGAGCGAUUAGCGCCGUAAUAAGGCGAUCGGAGAAGAAGCAGAAGAAUGUCGUUUUCUCUUACGCCGCAACAACAGCCUGCUCAGCAGCAACUUUUCACACCGCAGCAACCAUCUCCAUUUCAACAGACUAGUCCGUUUUUUCAGUCGCAACAGCAGCAGCAGCAGCAGCAGCAACAACAACAACAACAACAACAGCAAUUGCAACAACAGACGUUUCAACAGCAGCAACAACAACAGCAAUUGCAGCAGUUUCAGCAGCAGCAACAACAACAACAACAACAACAACAACAGCAACUUUAUAUUUUCACCAAUGAAAAGGCUCCUGCCACUUAUAGCACCAAAUGGGCAGAUCUUCAUCCCGAUUCCCAGAAACAUCUCCUUCAGAUAGAGGAAAGAAUACUGGAGUAUAGGGAUGAGAGCCAGAGGCUUGAGCAGUGCAGUAGACUUUAUGAUUCAUCGGUUUCAAGUGACGGGUUUGAGUCUGAUGCAAGCUUCACUGUCCAGGAACUUGGUGGUAUCAGUACAGCAAUGGAACGGCAGAAAGCUGUUCAACAAGAGUUGAUGGCUGUUGUGAAAGAUAUGCUACGCAACACAGAGGUUGCUGUUCGUUCUUUUUUGAUGUUACGACCAAGGUUUCUUCAUCUUAAAUCUGGUGCUGCUCCUAACAGUGCUGCAAUAGUACAAGCUUCAGGGGCAACUGGAACUGGCCAGUCUAUGACCACUGCUGCUAUACCAGUAUUUGAUUUCUAUAGUGGUGUCCCCAGGAAACCUUCUCCAUUUUUGCAGCAGACAGUUUCAAGAUUCGAUAAGUACCUUGGUGAGUGCCUUCAGCUGAUUGAAGAAUUGGAGCAAUUGCUCAUUGUGGAUUCUGAUAGGAAUGGCUUAAACUCUGGCUCUUCAUUGUUGCAAGUACUCCCCAAAACUAUGUCAAAUGUACAUGACUUUUUUGUUCAUGUGGUGGCAAGGGUUGAAAGCAUCCAUCAGUAUAUAGGAUCCAUGAGAACUGCAUAUCUUGCAAACCAGCGACGCCUAGGUCUUUACAAUGAUCCAUUUCUGGAAGCAGAUAGGCGUGAAACAGCAAAGGAAGAAGCUGCAGCUAGGAGAGUACACCCAACUUUGCAUCUUCCUGCAAUUUCUCAACCUUCAACUCAGGUUUCAGGAUUAACAACAUCUACUGUACCAACUGCCCCACAAACAACUACAGCAAUUCCAGCUGCUUCAUCUGCUAGUGGAUCCUCUCUCUUUGCUACUCCAUCUGUUGGAACAUCAUCAUCGUCUCUGUUCUCAACUCCAGCUGUUGCUGCUACUUCAUCACCAUCCUUAUUUGGAGGUUCUGCUGCUCCUGUCCAAACUUCACUUUUUGGUACUUCCACUCCUGCCAUUGGUGGCUCAUCAUUAUUUGGUUCCACCCCUUCGGUUGCAGUUCCAAGUUUCUCAACUCCAUUUGCUUCAGCUGUUGUACCUGGUUCAGGAGCAAGCUUCGGAACAGCAUCGAAACCUAGAGCAAAAGCUCGAGCAGGCAGACGUUAGACAAAGAUCUGUCUGAUUGAUUGUCUUUUGGCGGCUUGGAACAAUUGUGAACUCUUAUUUAAUCUACUAUUUAUUUUUAUUUAUUUUUGUUUCGGAAUGAAAUUUAAACUUCAGUUUUAGUAAAAUAUAUUGUAAAAUGUUCCUAUUUAUCAUUGUGGAAGGUACUUUUAGGUUGCAGCUGUUGUUUUA
Impatiens glandulifera is the source of this 1851-nucleotide messenger RNA. RefSeq names its product nuclear pore complex protein NUP58-like. Lineage: Eukaryota; Viridiplantae; Streptophyta; Magnoliopsida; Ericales; Balsaminaceae. The record is from RefSeq and is a predicted model, not a curated record. The transcript is spliced from 6 exons. Bases 178 to 1662 code for a protein of 494 amino acids. Gene Ontology annotation, cellular component: nuclear pore. Gene Ontology annotation, molecular function: structural constituent of nuclear pore. Gene Ontology annotation, biological process: nucleocytoplasmic transport.